GGACUGACAGGUGGACUACACAGAUGAUGGAAAACCAACGAGAGGAUUUUAGGAAGUUCACUCUCUACCUUCAGCUGGAUUUCCAUCAUGAGGACGUUUUAAAGAGACUGAGGACCUUCUGAUCAGAGGUUCGAGCUCUGAAGGGAAGCACUAGGGUUGGAGCUGUUACUGUAAUGUGGCUCUUCAUUUAAAACAAACACACGAGGAGUCUGAUGGAAGAUUGGACAAACGUGAACAGUGAAGACCCGGGACAGAGGGACUGUUGGGAUUAUUUUACUCGUGAAAGAGGAUUUUAAGACGUUUGUAGAAAGCCCACCGUUUGGAUGAAAUCUUUCUGAAGAGGUUUUCAAAAGCAUUUUCCAGAAGACUGGGUCCUCCCUGAGCCAGACGUUUGAACGCGAAGAACAAGAGGAUCGGAGGCUCUGAUUGGCCUGUGGAAGAUGGCGGCGAGUGACUGAGGGGAGUCGAACCUGCGUCUCUGGCGGGAUGUUGUCACGCCGCUGCCUGCUGCUCAGCCUGAUGCUCAGCCUGAUGCUGCUCAUCAACACGGUCCACAGCUGGAGAGCCUGCACAGAUCUGCUUCCUCUUGACCUGCUGGAAAGAGCUCUGCCACGCCCAGGACAAGCCCCGCCCCCUCAGGUGCAGAUAGUUCAGUCCAAAGGCUCCCGAGGUCUCCGAUUGGCCGGCGCCAUGGCGACAGCGCUGAGUUUCUCCGCCUCCCAAAUCUUCAGCAACUGCGACUUCUUCCCCGCUGAAUUCUCAUUGGUCGCCACCGUCCAGACCCCAAGGCUGAGGCAGAAGGUGAUCCAGCGGAGACACCAUGGUGCUCUGUUCGGUCUGAGACGGCCCGGUUUAAUGUCUCUGUGUUUCCAGAGGAACGAGUACAUCUUCUCGCUGGUGGAGGAGGCCUCUGACUCUCUGGUUCUGGGGCUGCGAGUCUCAGAGAACCGCCUCCACCUCCUGGUCUCAGGGGCCAAUCCUGAAGGCCGGAGCCGGAUCAGCUUUAAGGAUGUCGGGCUGGACGAUAACCGUUGGCACACCGUGGUACUGGCUGUCACCGGACCAUACGUCACACUGACCGUCGACUGUGGGCUUCCUCUGGAGCUUAAACAGGUCCAGUCGUUCCCCAGCUCUCUGAGCACCAGAGACUCCCGGUUCUUCAUCGGCAGCCGGAAGAGGCUGAGGGGAAGAUUCUCAGGUUUGCUUCGUCAGCUGGUUCUACUUCCUGGUUCAGACGCCACGUCCAGACUGUGUCCGACCUCUGACCCCCGCCUGGCUGAGCUGUCCGUGCCCAGGGUCCUAAAGGCCCCCCUGAUCCAACCAGACCAGCUGGCUCCAGAGUUUCCAUACGAGGCGGAGGCCCGAGUGACCCUAGGAACCCGUCCUUUGUGUUCAGAACCAGAACUGGGUCAGCUCUGGCUUAACGCCCAGAGCCGCGGCUUCUUCAUCUGUGACGGAGUCCGCUGGAGGACGCUGCUUCACCACCAGGAGCGCCUGGACUACGUGGAGGACUACCAGGACCUGUACACCAGCUCAGAAACCUUCGACGUGGAGGUGUUCUCUGUCCCGUCUGAAGGCCUGUUCAUGGCUGCAGCCAACAGGGACUCCCGGCCCGGGUCCGGUCUCUACAAGUGGAGGAACGGGUCAUUCACUCUGUACCAGAACAUCAGCACUCAGGAGGCCCGGGCCUGGAAACACUUCAGCAUCGACGGCAAGGUUUUCCUGGUGGUGGCCAACUCUCGGGAGGUGGAGCCUGAGCUUUCGGUCAUCUAUCGCUGGCAUCAGCGGCGGCGGCGUUUCCUGCGUCACCAAACUCUGGAGACUCACUCCGCUCUGGACUGGGAAUCCUUCAGCAUCCACAACCACAGCUUCCUGGUGGUGGCCAAUCACAGGAGAGCCAGAGACUCCAACCACAACAUCCACAGUGUUAUCUACAGGUGGAACCCAAACACUCAGCUAUUUGAGGUGAACCAGACCCUCUCCACGUCUGGAGCGUAUGACUGGGAGUUUUUUUCCGUCGGACCGUACCACUUCCUGGCUGUGGCCAACACAUUUGAUGGGAGAACAACCGCCAUCAGUUCCACGGUCUACGUCUGGCUGAGCGGAAGCUUCCAGAUCUUCCAGAGCAUCCCGACGCUGGGAGCCACGGACUGGGAGACGUUUCAGAUCGACGGCAGGUUCUUCCUGGCCGUGGCCAACAGUCAGAAAGUGUGUGAGCGCGGGCCGAGUCUGUACAGCAUCAACUCCACGGUGUACGAGCUGAACACACUCACACACUCCUUCAUACGCUUCCAGGACAUCCUCACACACAGCGCGGUGGACUGGGAGUUCUUCACGGUGGGAGAGGAGAAGUUUCUGGUGGUGGCGAACUCUCACGACGGCAGCUCGUACUCUCUGAACAGCGUGCUCUACAGGUGGCAGGGCUACGAGGGCUUCGUCCCGGUCCACAGUCUGCCCACCUUCGGCUGCAGAGACUGGGAGCACUUCAGCACCGAUGAGGGCUCCUUCCUGGUUUACUCCAGCGCCACCUCCAGGCUCAGCAAGGUGUUCAAGCUCAGGACGUUUUGAGAGCAGCUCAUCUGUGACGCCAGGCUUCAGAGACACUGCUGCGGGACUGGUGCGGAACUGGUUCAUAAAUGAUGCAAAACUGGUGGGAAAAACGGGUGCAAAGACAAUGCAAAAGUGGUGCAGAACUGGUGCAGGUCUCCAGUGUCAGUGUAAAGCUUCUCCCUUGUUUCUCGGACCGCUGCAGCUCCGACCUCCUCUGUGGUUUUUAUUUGAAGCACGUUUUAAAACAUGUCAUUGGGAAGUCGUGUUGAGCUCAGCGGAUACGGACAGCGCCCUCUAGUGUCUCAUGUUACACUGUACACUGAAAGAACUAUAACGUUUGGGCAACCAGUGCAGUGGAGUAUUAGGGAGACAGAGGUGAAGACGCUUUGCAAAGGGACUCGGCCAACAUUUGGACUUUUUAAAUCCUGUUCAUAACUUAUAAGUUACUAUAUGAAUCUAGAUGUGGAAUAUAACACAUGUUUUUGAGCUUCUAAAUAAAGUAUGUGCUCUGUAAUCUCCUGGAGAGUUAACACUGAAUAUCUUAUUAUUGCUUACUCUGCUUCUGUUUUCCAAUUUGUGAUUAUUAAAUACAGAUUGUGAUGCUUUGUAAUAACUACAGACUGUAAUGUAAUGGAUGCCAUUUCAUUGUAUAUCACGUAAAUAAAUAGGAGACAAUAAAUGAA
Molecule: messenger RNA, 3233 nt
Organism: Eleginops maclovinus (Patagonian blennie)
Lineage: Eukaryota; Metazoa; Chordata; Actinopteri; Perciformes; Eleginopidae
Product: thrombospondin-type laminin G domain and EAR repeat-containing protein-like
Exons: 15
Coding region: 487-2568 (693 amino acids)
Biological process (GO): signal transduction
Source: RefSeq, a predicted model, not a curated record